This is a messenger RNA of Acinonyx jubatus (cheetah), 2993 nucleotides long. It is a transcript of the gene LAMP5, whose product is annotated as lysosomal associated membrane protein family member 5. Bases 521 to 1363 code for a protein of 280 amino acids. NCBI's taxonomy places the organism in Eukaryota, Metazoa, Chordata, Mammalia, Carnivora, Felidae. The transcript has 6 exons. Gene Ontology annotation, cellular component: membrane. The record is from RefSeq and is a predicted model, not a curated record.
UCUUUCAGGAACCAGAGGCAUUUUCAGCAACCAGGACUCCAAGGAUGUGAUGUCUACACCACCUAAUAACUGUACCUAGUAGGGAUAUCGAAUAGGUCUGAGAGUGCUGUUAAGUUUCUCAGGACACAAUCAUCUCUGCGGAUGCAAUUGCAGAACAGGAAACAGACUCAGGGAGAAUUUUAGCCCCCCCAAUUCUCAUUGGCUAGCUGCACUAGCCAAGCCACAACAAUCACUCCUGCAACACAACCGAUCCCUUUCAGUACUCGCAGCCGUGGACAGCUCCCAUACCUCUCGGUCGGUUCCUCCGCAGUGAGCCGACUCGCGUUCAGCCUGCACGGGUCGGUGCGGCACCCGCCACCAAGUCUUCGGCAGCGCGCAGAGAACACGCGCUUCCCCCCGCCUCCCUCUAGGUGCCCCCGCCCCUCGCUCACCCCGGCUCACUCCAGCGGCGACUUUGAGGGAUUCCCUCUCAGGCGGCUUCUGCAGCAGCACAUCUGGCCUCAUUCUCUGCACGGCGAGCAUGGAUCUCCGAGGAAGAGCCUUUUCCAGCGUCUGUAGACUUCGAGUUCUCCUGAUGCUGUUCCAUACAACGGCUGGAAUCAUGGCAGAACAAGAAGUGGAAAAUCUCUCAGGCCUUUCCACUAACCCUGAAAAAGAUAUAUUUGUGGUGCGGGAAAAUGGGACGACGUGUCUCAUGGCCGAGUUCGCAGCCAAAUUUAUUGUCCCUUAUGAUGUGUGGGCCAGCAAUUAUGUCGAUCUGAUCACGGAACAGGCCGACAUCUCCCUGACCCGAGGAGCUGAGGUGAAGGGCCGCUGUGGCCACAACGAGUCGGAGCUGCAGGUGUUCUGGGUGGAUCGCGCGUAUGCGCUCAAAAUGCUGUUUGUAAAGGAAAGUCAUAAUGCGUCCAAAGGACCCGAGGCGACGUGGAGGUUGAGCAAGGUCCAGUUUGUCUAUGACUCCUUAGAGAAGACCCAUUUUAAAGACGCAGUCAGUGCUGGGAAGCACACGGCCAACUCACAUCACCUCUCUGCCUUGGUCACCCCAGCUGGGAAGUCCUACCAGUGUCAAGCUCAGCAGACCAUUUCACUAGCCUCCAGCGAUCCACAGAAGACAGUUACCAUGAUUCUGUCUGCGGUACACAUCCAGCCUUUUGACAUCAUCUCUGAUUUUGUCUUCAGUGAAGAACAUAAGUGUCCGGUGGAUGAGCGGGAGCAGUUGGAGGAAACCUUGCCCCUGAUUUUGGGGCUCAUCCUAGGCCUCGUCAUUGUGGUAACACUGGCGAUUUACCACAUCCACCACAAAAUGACUGCCAACCAGGUGCAGAUCCCUAGGGACCAAUCCCAAUAUAAGCACAUGGGCUAGGGGCCAUUAGGCAGGCAGCCCCCAAAUCCCCCUAUCCCGGCUGGGUCAGGUAGAGAAACAAAAGCACUUUUCCACCUUGUACAUGGGAUACACCAACAUAGCUACAAUGCAACAGGCUUGGGUGUCCAAGGCUUGCUUGGCCUGCGUCCAUGCUUAAACCCAGGGAUGGGCGGGGGGGAUUCUUUUGGAUUCAUGGGGUAAGUGGCAGACAUUCUCUCCACUCUGGGGAACGAGGAGGGAGGGGUCAGCCAGGCUUCAUGCUCAUGGUGGCUUGGCUUUGACUCUCCAAGGAGCAACACAUACAACUCAGAGGAGUAUCUGGCUCGAAGUUUAGGGAUUGAAAGACACUUCUUUUGGAAAGACACCCCUUUGGGUUCAGAGAAAUGGGGGGUGCUUCGCUCCCUUGGCCUACCUUAUACAGUUGUCAAUGCACACAAAAUACAGCAUCAUGCUCCCUACAGCAAGACCCCUGAAAGUGAUCCUUGCUUCUGGCUGGCAUUCUGCAUGUCUAGUGAUUGUCUUGGGAAUGUUUCACUGCUACCUGCACCCAGUGACUUUGCAGCACAAGAACCUGUUUAAUGUAACUAUGCAGAGCUGUUCGGACUUCAUAAAGUGUCAGGUCCAAGUAGGGGACCUGAAGAAUCAAUCAUGUGAGUUUGUUUUUCAAAAUGAAUUAAAACACACUACUGUCUAACAUUUGGCUGCUUUCUUGAAACAAGAAAACAAAACUAAAAUGGUUUCUUUGGCAUUCAGAAAAGAGAGAGGGAUGUUGAAGAUGGGCUUUCAUUUCUGUAAGAUGAGAGCAAAGAAAGGGCAGGGAAGCUGAAAGAUGGAGGUUGGUUUUUCCAGGUGAACAAACAUGGAAUUAUUUUGACAAAGAUAGUUUUAAUAAUGGUGCCUUUUGAGUAAUUGGUCUACUAUUGUUUUUGAUGUUUCCUGGUCUUGAAUUUGGCUUUUAACUUCAGAUUAAAAAGCUGGUCUGAACAUGGUAGCCUAGGAUGAUUUGUAUUUGAAGUAAAAUAUAAUUUGCUGAAACUUUCUAGAGAAAUGGACAUAGUUUGAAUUUCACUCACUUUCUAAAUAAGCAUUUUUUGAAAAAUCUGAGCAAGGGUACGAGAAAUUCUUUUCUCCGGUGUUAGGUGGGAAUCUCUCCAUAACCCAUACAAUCUCCAUCGUAUGAGAGCAACUCAUGUGUUCAUCUCCCCAAGUCUUCAACUGCUAAAAGUAGCGUAUCCUUGGAAGUCCAUUAUCCCAGCAAAUCUUGAUAAAUAUCAGUCAAUUGCUGUUUCAUUACUUGUUUGUUUGCUGCUCUGUCAAUAUGCUAGUUUCUUCCCCUGCACUCUCUCUCUUCAGUGCUCAGUUCCAGUGAGGAAGAAGCCCUGGUUCCUCAUAACAGUUGGACAUUGCACAAGGAAAAGGAGAUACCUUCUAUCAUCUGCCAUCUUGUCACUCCGUGCCCCGAACUUGACAUUGCCCUUUCCUUUUUAGCAUCUCAUGUAUUUUUUAAAAACUUCCCAUUUAUUUGGAGCCACCCAAAAAUCUGGGGAGAAAUGGUCACUUAGAUGUAUCAGUGAGUUACCCUUGCACUCUGUAACCCCUUCAGAAAAAAAAAAUUUAGACCUGACUCACA